Molecule: messenger RNA, 1125 nt
Organism: Penicillium griseofulvum
Lineage: Eukaryota; Fungi; Ascomycota; Eurotiomycetes; Eurotiales; Aspergillaceae
Product: Frag1/DRAM/Sfk1
Exons: 9
Coding region: 1-1125 (374 amino acids)
Source: RefSeq, a predicted model, not a curated record
AUGUGGAUUCUCUCGUUUUGGAUUUUCCCCGUGAUAUCUGGGUGCAUGUGGAUAGCUACGCUAAUAGCUAUGCUGUCAACCUGGGCGGCGGACGGAAAACCAAGAUAUUCAACCAUGGACAAUGGGGCCAGCAUUCCUUACAUUUCCCAUAUCGGAGCUGAAGGGAUCAAACCGCUGUUCAUCGCCGGCAGUGCAGUAACAGUCGUGUUCAUGGAUCUCGCUCUCCUCUCUGAGCGUUGGCUUCGUCAUGCCGGUCAACUUGCCCGAAACAAAGGGAGAUUCGACAAGACCUGUGCGGUUGGAUCGAUUCUAUUCUCCAUUGCUGGCGCUGUAGGUCUUAUUCUUCUAUCCAUCUUUGAUACGAAGAAUCAUAACAAGCUCCACCACGGAUUCUUGGGCAUGUUCAUAGCGUGUUACGUGGUCUGUGCUAUCCUGGUGUGUCUGGAAUACAUCUACAUUGGCCGAUUCUACCACCCGCAAGCCCGGAUCUUAAUGGUCAGCUUCGGUAUCAAAUCCCUUUUCGUCAUCUGCGAACUUGCUGUCGCGAUUGCAUUUGGUGUAUGCAUGAAAAAAGGAAAUAAGCAGAACGCAGCAGCUAUUUUGGAAUGGGUUGCCGCUUUUAUAUUCGAUUUCUUUGUAUUUUCUUUCGUCAUUGACCUCCUACCGUCUGUUCUCGUCCUCGGGGUCACAGCCUGGGCAGUCCGCGAGACCAAAACCCUUACAGUGAUCUUCUCUUUGGUGGUGGCCGUCCUCACUCCAAUCGUCUACGGCAUAACACUAAGCACCAGCUGCAUCACCAAACGUUACAGAUGGCACGUUCUCCCUCUGCUUCUGACCGACGCGGUAAUUUCUUACCUCUGGCUCACUGCAUUCAUCUUCCUGGCUUUGAAUUUCAACCAGGUCAGCUGCAAGGUCCACCUCUGGAACAACCAGACAGUAUGUAGCCGGAAGUAUACGGUCGAGGCAUUCAGUUUCAUUGCAUUCUUUACUACUUUCGGGGCUCUAGCAUUUGAAGUUUUGUAUACUUAUCAACCGAAGGACGACAGCUUACUACAGGAGAAAGAACACGGGGUGGCAAGAUUGGAGAAUAAUCUCCAGAACGCCGGGGUCAUGAGUCCAGGGUGA